This is a messenger RNA of Eremomyces bilateralis CBS 781.70, 2770 nucleotides long. RefSeq names its product electron transfer flavo protein-ubiquinone oxidoreductase-like protein. Gene Ontology annotation, biological process: electron transport chain. The coding region runs from base 496 to 2373 and encodes 625 amino acids. Gene Ontology annotation, cellular component: mitochondrial inner membrane. The transcript has 2 exons. The record is from RefSeq and is a predicted model, not a curated record. Lineage: Eukaryota; Fungi; Ascomycota; Dothideomycetes; Eremomycetales; Eremomycetaceae. Gene Ontology annotation, molecular function: electron-transferring-flavoprotein dehydrogenase activity; iron-sulfur cluster binding.
UUGCAUGUCAGCAUGUGAAUUGUCAAUUGUCAAUUGUGAUUUGUGAAGCCUCUGAUGACAUCAGCUCGCUGUUGAUUGGGAGACACAGGAGUAUCCCUCUUUUACCUACUCUGGAUUGUUAGGAGGGGAAAACUGAAAGUUCAUUUCUCGGGUCUCUUUGUUGAAAAGCAACCAUCUUUGAUCAACGUUGGAUUUCUUAAUACCGUCCGUCCGUCCCCCACAAGUCCAUGACUAAAAGCCAACAUCUUACGGGCCGAGCGAAAAAUAUGAGGGACGGCAGCUCGCCGGCCUAACGCGAAGCUUUCGCUUAACCUCGGGGCAUCCCUUCUUAGCACGCCUGGCAUGGGCAUCCUCACCCGCACGUCAUUCGUCAAUCGCUCACUCAUCGUUCAGAACUUCAGAUAUCUCCUUCAAAAUCUUCAAUUGCCCUUCUCCCCCUUUCUCUUCUCCUUCCCAUCCGGCAGAUCCCAUGAACCCCCCCUCCACACCGCAAUAAUGUCGUCGCGCCUUGCCCUUCGCGCCGGCCGGGACCUCGCCACCCUCUCCGCGCGGACGACCAGACGAUCCACCCCCUCGCUCCUCACCCGCCACAUCUCAACCCGCUAUGCAUUCCCUGCCCUCCGCAUCGCUGGCCAACGCCGAGCCUUCUCCCUCACCCCGCGCGCGCGCCUCGCCUCCUCUUCCGACGCCCCCUUCGACCCCGCGCAGUUCCAGCGCGAAUCGGACCAAGUCGACGUGUGCAUCGUGGGCGGCGGGCCGGCGGGGCUGAGCGCGGCGAUCCGGUUGAAGCAGCUGGCGAACGAGGCGGGGAACGAGGAGUUCCGGGUGCUGCUGCUGGAGAAGGCCGGGGAGAUCGGGGAUCAUAUCGUGUCGGGGAACGUGAUGGAGCCGAGCGCGGUGGAUGAGCUGUUGCCGGAUUGGAGGAGUCCCGACAAUCCGAACGCGUUCAAGGACAUCACACCGGCGAAAGAGGAUCGGAUGCGGUUUUUGACGAAGAAGAGGGCCAUUCCGCUGCCGGCGCCGCCGCAGAUGCAUAACACGGGGAAUUUCAUUAUCAGUUUGAAUCAGUUUACGAAGUGGUUGGCGGAGCGCGCGGAGGAGGUUGGCGUCGAGAUAUACCCCGGGUUCGCGGCAUCGGAGGUGCUAUACAAUCCGGAUGGGAACGUCAUGGGGGUAGCAACGAACGAUCUGGGGAUUGGGCGCGAUGGGCAGGCGAAGGAUUCGUUCGAGCGGGGCAUGGAGUUCCAUGCGCGAGUCACUUUGCUGGGGGAAGGGUGUCACGGCAGUCUCACGAAGCAGGUGAUCAAGAAGUAUGAUUUACGGAGGGACAGUCAACAUCAGACGUACGGGCUGGGGAUCAAAGAGGUGUGGGAGAUCGACCCCGCGAAGUUCGAGCCGGGCUUGAUCGUGCACGGGAUGGGGUAUCCGCUCCCCUCCGACACCUACGGUGGAAGCUGGAUGUACCACUUCGGCGACAACCUCGUCAGCAUCGGGCUUGUCACCGCCCUGGACUAUCCGAACCCAUGGUUGGCGCCCUACGGCGAGUUCCAGAAGCUGAAGCACCACCCCCUCUUCGCCUCGACCCUCGAAGGCGGCAAAUGCCUCUCGUACGGCGCGCGAGCCCUCGUCGAGGGCGGAUUCCAAUCAAUACCGCGCUGCGCGUUCCCCGGCGGCGCGCUGAUCGGCGAUUCCGCCGGGUUCGUCAACGUGCCGAAGAUCAAAGGCACACACACCGCAAUGCGGUCAGGGAUGCUGGCGGCGGAGUCGACGUUCAACGCGCUGUCGUCCGCCGACAACGGCGACGUGUUCUUGUAUGAGUACGAGGACCGGCUGCGCGAGUCGUCAAUCUGGAAGGAGCUGAAGGAGGUGCGCAACAUGCGGCCGUCAUUCCACACGCCGUUGGGCAUGUACGGCGGGAUCAUGUACUCGGGGUUGGAGGCGUUCGUGUUGAAAGGCCGAGCGCCGUGGACGCUCAAGCACGGGACGCAGGAUCAUGCGGCGACGAAGACGGCGGAUCAGUGCAAGAAGAUCGAGUACCCCAAACCGGACGGGAAGCUGAGCUUUGAUAUUAUGACGAGCGUGAGCCGGACGGGCACCAACCAUGAAGAAGAUCAGCCGGUUCAUUUGCAGGUGAAAGACUGGGAUAAGCAUACAGCGAUGGACUGGCCGAAGUACAAGGGGGUAGAAAAUCGAUUCUGUCCGGCGGGUGUGUAUGAGUAUGUUGAGGAUGAGUCGAAACCACAUGGUGUGCGGUUCCAGAUCAACAGCCAGAACUGCGUACAUUGCAAGACUUGCGACAUCAAGGACCCAAGCCAAGACAUCAAUUGGCAAGUUCCACAAGGAGGAGAAGGCCCGAAAUACUACAUGACCUGAGAUCGAUUGCAAUUUUGUAACAUGUUUGAGCAGUUAUGCAGGCGCGGGAAUGUGAGCUUGUAUUAUUAGAGUACUUGCCGUGAGGUGUAAAUAUGGAAAUGUUUGGAUCAUGUAACAAGCUGGCCUCAACCUGAAGACACCAAUACCCAGGCCACACACAGCAGAGUACAAUUAGAUUAGAUGGUCUCACCACCAAUGGACAAUGGCCACUCUCAUGACGCGGCGUGCUGGAAGGGAGCUCGUGUCAAAAGUACUCCGUUGCUAAAGCCGACUGCGACUGAAACGAUCAUCUGACAGGUCAUGAUUGCCUCAGGUACUGAGGCUCCAAAGAGCUUACGACAAUGGAGAGCUGAAACCGGUUCGGAUGGACAACGCCUCCAACGGACAAUGAAAUGGC